AUGCCAAUCAUUUCAGCUACUGGCUCUCUUGUGUCGUCGUCACUCUCCGAUGGGUCUUCUCCAAUCGCCGCCGGCAGCACCAACGGCAACAAUGCGCUGCCCACCCCUGGCUCAGGCGGCGGCGUCAAUGGCACAUCAGGCAGCCUCAGCAAGAACGGCGGGCUAUCCGCGGGGGCUAUCGCAGGCAUCGUUAUCGGUCUAUUCCUGCUCCUCCUACUCGCUAUGCUGUGGCUCAUGCACAGGCGGGCACGCGCGAAAACACGGGCCAUGCUCAACCAACUCGAACCGCACGCCUUCGUCACCGCCUCGCCAAGGCCCCACGCGUCGUCGUCGCCGACUCCACUGCCGCCACUUUCGGAGAACUACCUCUCGAUGGCACCGAGCGCGGUCACCACGCUCCCGCCGUACGGCUACAUGUCGGAGUACGACCCGUACGCCGGCGUGGGCGACCCCGCGCCCGUUGCGACACCCGCGCAUCGUCCCGUAGGGCAUGACGCGCCACUGCGGCGACAGCCGGAGGACUUCACGCUCUUCCUCCAGCAGCGCAACCGCCCAAGCGGGCGCUCGCCCAGGAGCGAAGACGGAUCACGCGCUGUCCAGUCUGGGACGUCGGACGGCGCCCAAGCGACCUCCCCGCCUUCCCCGCCUUCCAUGUACUACCGCCCCAACAUGGCGAAAGCCGCAUCAGGACUGGUCCUGCACACAGGUCCCGCAUCGACCUCGGGCGCGUUGCACGGCGGGUCAUACUCAGACCCUUCCGCCGCCGCGCCUCCUCCUGCGGACGCAGAAGACAUCGCGAGCCCAAUCGGCUUCGCCUGGCCGCCCACGCCGUCGUCUGCGAUGUCUAGCAUGCCAUCGACGCCCGCUGCACUUCCGUUGCCUGCGCCUUCUGCGGCGUUCGCGCGUUCGCGCUCGUCGCCCGGGCACGCCGCGGACGCGAACGCGCGCCAGCCCCCCGCGUCCCUCUCCUUCGCCUCCGCGCCCCUUCCCGCCCCUCCCAUCAUACCAGAGAAAUCGCGAGAAGACCACCCCGCAGCCACCGCCACCACCCGCCCCCGCGAGAAGCGCGACCGCACGCACGCCCCGAGCGCGAUGCCCCCUUCUCCUCCGCGCGCGCACACCCCGAGCGUAGGGGCGGAAGACGACCUCGGCAGCUCGUGCUCGCUGCGGACGACGUCGUCCGGGAUCACGGAGUACUCCGUCGACGGCGGCGUGCGUCUCGCGGGCGGCCGCCUGAGCGAGGACGCGCAGGAGCUACCGCCGUACGCGUUCGGGGCGCCGACGCGGGCGCGGGUCAUGCCGCCGCCGUACAGCGACCUGUACCCCGUCGCUGAGGAGAGGCGGGACUAA
Epithele typhae is the source of this 1350-nucleotide messenger RNA. RefSeq lists its product as uncharacterized. The transcript has 4 exons. The record is from RefSeq and is a predicted model, not a curated record. Lineage: Eukaryota; Fungi; Basidiomycota; Agaricomycetes; Polyporales; Epitheliaceae. Bases 1 to 1350 code for a protein of 449 amino acids.